UCGCUAGCACCAUUCGCAGUUUCAGGUGCAGAGGUGUUGGAUGCUUUGAUUUUAACCAGCCGGAUAAUGAAAGUUUUCCUGGGAUAUUUUCCAUAUUUACUGCUUGCGCUUUCGCCAACAUUGGUGAAGGGUCAAGGUCAUGUGCUCGAUAAGCCCGUAACGGAGCUUUGCCUCACCUGCAUAUGCGAAGCCAUCAGCGGCUGUAAUGCCACGGCGAUUUGUAUCAGUUCGGAAAAGGGAGCCUGCGGCAUUUUUCGCAUCACCUGGGCCUAUUGGGUGGACGCUGGAAAACUGACUGUGAAUGGAGAGUCUCCUGACUCUGAAAAGGCCUUUAUCAACUGCGCUAAUGAUCCUCAUUGUGCCGCUGACUCAGUGCAGAACUACAUGCAGAAGUUCAAUCAGGAUUGCAACGAUGAUGGCGAGAUGGAUUGCCGGGACUAUGCUAAAAUCCAUAAAUUGGGCGCCUAUGGAUGCCUAGCGGAUCCGCCUUACAAUUAUCAAAAUACUUUCGAUGAGUGCAUUCAGAAAUACGAAGAUGAGGGAUUUAAGUAAAUUAAUAUCUAUUAAUUUUUCAAGUUAAAUAUCUCUCUAUGUUAGUAAACUUACAUUUUGUGUGGCAAAUAAAUAACGACCGGGAAUCACCCCGGAUUUAAAAGUA
Drosophila eugracilis is the source of this 658-nucleotide messenger RNA. RefSeq names its product lysozyme. Gene Ontology annotation, molecular function: lysozyme activity. The record is from RefSeq and is a predicted model, not a curated record. The transcript is spliced from 2 exons. Bases 67 to 552 code for a protein of 161 amino acids. Lineage: Eukaryota; Metazoa; Arthropoda; Insecta; Diptera; Drosophilidae.